Messenger RNA from Papilio polytes (common Mormon), 1870 nucleotides. It is a transcript of the gene Taldo, whose product is annotated as probable transaldolase. Gene Ontology annotation, cellular component: cytoplasm; intracellular anatomical structure. The transcript is spliced from 8 exons. Gene Ontology annotation, molecular function: transaldolase activity. Bases 256 to 1254 code for a protein of 332 amino acids. NCBI's taxonomy places the organism in Eukaryota, Metazoa, Arthropoda, Insecta, Lepidoptera, Papilionidae. Gene Ontology annotation, biological process: carbohydrate metabolic process; pentose-phosphate shunt; pentose-phosphate shunt, non-oxidative branch. The record is from RefSeq and is a predicted model, not a curated record.
CUUUAAUCGAUUCAAAUCGAAUAAAAUAAAUCGGCUUCGCUUAACUUUGCAAAACUUUUGAACUCCUAUUUUUUUUCACUUUUUAAUUCGAACUUCUGAUCUUGUCAGAAUAGAACAGGAAAUCUAUUAUAUUAUAACUCUAGAUUUAAACACGGUGCAAGUAAGGAUAGAGAUUAGAGAAUAACACUUCACAGCAAAGGUUAUCAAUAAGGAAUAUACCGCCGCGGCGAGUAAUAUUGGUACAUAAUAAACAGUAUGACAAGUGAACCAUUAGCGAAACGUACCAAAAUGAGUGUUCUUGACCAGUUAAAACAAUUUUCCACCGUAGUCGCUGAUACUGGAGAUUUUGAAGCAAUGAAAGCGUACAAGCCAACGGAUGCAACAACAAAUCCAAGCCUAAUUUUGUCUGCCGCUGGCAUGGAACAGUAUCAGCAUUUGCUGGACAAGGCUGUUAAAUAUGGAAAAGAAUGUGGAGGAACCAUUGAGGAACAACUUACUGAAAUCUUGGAUAUGUUGAGUGUUUUAUUUGGUUGUGAAAUUUUAAAAAUUAUUCCGGGACGUGUUUCUGUUGAAGUGGAUGCCAGGUUGUCAUUUGACAAAGAUGCGAGUAUGGCAAAGGCAAUUAAAUUGAUCGGAAUGUUUGCUGAGCAAGGCAUCAAGAAGGAGAGGAUUCUAAUAAAGUUAGCUUCAACAUGGGAAGGUAUCCAGGCUGCAAAGGAACUGGAAAAGAAACAUGGAAUACAUUGUAAUUUAACUCUACUUUUCUCAAUGUAUCAGGCGAUAGCAUGCGCUGAGGCAAAUGUUACUUUAAUAUCGCCAUUUGUAGGACGCAUUUUGGAUUGGUAUGUAGAACAUACAAAGAAGACGUAUGAAGCGAAGGAGGACCCUGGCGUGUUGUCUGUGACGCGCGUGUACAACUACUACAAGAAGUUUGGGUACAACACGCAGGUGAUGGGCGCUUCGUUCCGCAACACGGGAGAGAUCCGCGAGCUGGCCGGCUGCGACCUGCUCACCAUCAGCCCUAAGCUGCUGCAGGAGCUGGCCAACAGUGAACAGCCAUUGAAAAGAGUACUUGACCCUAAGGUCGCUGCUAAAAGUGAUAUAGAGAAAAUAUCUCUAUCAGAAGCUCAGUUCCGUUGGCACUUGAAUGAAGAUCAAAUGGCUACAGACAAGCUCUCCGAUGGCAUUCGGAAAUUUGCGGCCGAUACCAGAAAGUUGGAAUCGCUUGUUAAGACUUUGCUCGCUACCAAGUAGUAUGAAAAUACCGCGAUUUAUAAAUGGGUGAUUGUUUCAUGUUUUCUUUUUUAUAUUUUUUAUGUUAUUGCAUUUUUGAGGGGAAGAAUAUCAUAUUAUGUAUUUUUAUUUCGCAUUUAUUGAUAAUGAUAUGUUUUGGGUCCAAGCUAUAAAGCUCAUAUUUUUUUUUGUUUUUUAUAAUCCUGUCUGAGUGUUUUAGAUUAUUUUAUAUGAAAAAUAAUUAUUAUUGUUUAUUCUUUGUAAAGUUUAUUGAAUCUUCAGCGGAAUUUUAUUUUAAGAUUUCUUUAUCAGUUGUCUUAAAAUCGUAUUUAUUCUCAAGUGUUUUAUCAAAGGAAUAAACUAGAGCAUAAAAAGUUGUACUAAUUAAUUUAUUCCUUUUGAUGAUAAUUUCCUACAGUUUUUGUUUAAUACAUCUUACGCACAUUUCAGUGUUAAACAUUUUAUAUAUUUAAUAGGAUUAGUGGUAAGGUUACAGUUACUUAAAUAUAUAUUGUAUUUUGUGCCUUAGAUUUUGAUACAUUCCUACUUAAAAAUUUCCUAUUUGAAAUUCAUACUUUGUACACAGUUUUUCGAAAUAUUUUGUAACUUGUAUUUUUAUUAAAGUAUGUGAAAAUCA